AUGUUUCAGAAAUCUAUUCAGUGUAUAUCAAGUAAUUUGGAUAUUUCUGAGAUAUCUGAUAUGAAUCUUUGUGAUUUAUUACGUGGUUUUAAUGAAUCUAUUAAACUUGGACAAAAUGAACUAGUUAUGCUAUUUGGAACAACACUUAUAUUAAAAUAUAAAUCAAAGCUUAACUUUGAAAUAUGGAAUAUAAUUGAAGGGGUUGCUUUAGCAUCUUUUGAACUAGCAAAUUAUAACAUAAAUACUCCAUCAAAAGUACUUAAAUGGCAACAUUAUUGCUUAGAAGAAUUAAAAAAAAAAUUUUAUCAUACUAGUAGAUUCGAAAAAUUAAUUGCAAUGCAACUUGAAAGUCAAGGUAAAUAUCAAGAGGCAAUGAAUAUUUAUAAAAAUAUAUUAUGUCAAGAUCCAGAGGACUUAACAAUUAGGAAACGUAUUAUAUCAAUUUUUAAAGCAAAAGGACAAAUUCAAAAAGUUAAUUCAUUAAUUCAGGAUCAUCUAUCUGAAUAUAUUACAGAUUCUGAAGCAUGGAAAGAUGCUGCUUUUAUUGCAUUAAAUGAAGGAAAAGAUUUACGAAGAGCAUUAUAUUGCUUACAAGAGGUAUUAUUACAUGAUCCUCAAAAUGUACCUAUAAUUAAUACAAUUGCUGAAUUAUAUAUUGGUAUAAAUGAUCCUUUAUUAAGUAGAAAAUAUUUUUCACUAGCAUUAAAUAUAGAUGAAAAUAAUAUACGAGCUCUUUGGGGUAUUCUUAGUUGUAAUGAUCAUAUAUUAGGAACAAAAUCCUUAUAUGAUCAAUUAAGAAAUGAUACAAAAAAUAAACAAAUUUUUUGUAAUCUCUCAAAAUUAUCAAUAAGGAAAUUAAGAAAAAUUUAUGCUAAUAUUAAGAUAUUAGAUAAUGAUAUAAUAUCUCCUUGUGAAAUAGCAAUGAGAAUCUUAGAUAGGUAUCAAAUUAUUCAUUUAUUAGACUAA
Molecule: messenger RNA, 966 nt
Organism: Cryptosporidium muris RN66
Lineage: Eukaryota; Apicomplexa; Conoidasida; Eucoccidiorida; Cryptosporidiidae
Exons: 1
Coding region: 1-966 (321 amino acids)
Biological process (GO): protein folding in endoplasmic reticulum
Cellular component (GO): EMC complex
Molecular function (GO): protein binding
Source: RefSeq, a predicted model, not a curated record